AAAACCCUGUGCCACGCUCAGCAGCUACCUAUCGGCGGAAUGAGCGCCUACCAUUCCCUCCAGCGGCAGAAGUCUUGCAGUGGCCGUCGAAUCGAAUCGACCAUGAAAUCGCCAGUGUUCCCCUCGCGCGGCGGCAAGAGGUCAUUCACACGGGCUCAUGCUCACCUGUCCCAGGAAGCGUGCACCGGUCCCUCGAACCCCUGCAGGGUCGGCUGCCUUGCGCCGUGACUCUGCUUCGCCCACUAGGUAGCUCCCCACAAAAAUCAGUGUUCAGCUGUCGGCCUGUGGUCCCAGCCCAGUGCCCCAGGUUGCUUGCCCGUGCUCAUCUUUCCCCCCAUCUGGGCUUCUUCACCUGCUGGAACCGAAUCGAACAGGACGCUAAAAAGUGACCCGCAAAAGAGAGGCUGACAGGCACGACAGUCCAAGCAGUCGCCAUCGCCCCCAGAGAGCUCACGCUCGCUGCCUUGCAGUUCCCGGCCCUUCCCUCCUCCACCCGCUCCCGCCCGCUUCGGUGACUUGUGCACGCCAGGCAGCAUCAUCAUCGAUCCCUUCGUGCUGGCGUCUGUCCACCUUCGUGAAACGACAACCGUGCUUUGAUCCCGCCAGCUUUUAAGGCUUGCCUUCGCCUGUGGUCACUGAGGCGAUGGCACCUCGUAACGAGAAGAGCCAAUUGAAGCGGCCGCUCGGUUCGCUUCCCGAGGACGGGACCGAGUCUAAAAAGCCCCGCCGCUCCGAUCGUUUGUCCCAAGCCGCCCAAGACAAGACUCCCGUCGUGCAUAAGCAACAGCUUCCCACGCCCGUGACGCACGCCGCAAACGACCCAUCUGAUGAGUUAGACAAGGAGCCGACAGCGACGCCGCCGGGCACCAGAACGGAAACUGUGACGCCGCGCAAGACAGACGAGGCAUGGGGCCAGAGCCAGGCCCUCUCGUCGCCGCCUCAGGACACCCAACCGCUCAGCCAAUACGUCGAUCGCCAUCCAGCUCUCUCGGACGAAGUCGAGGACGAAGCAAAGGAGGGUGUUUGGGGGUACCUCGUCCCUCUCGACCCCAAGUAUGGAGACAAGCCGAUAGUGUUGAAGAAGCGGAGUGCGUGCCCGCUCCCAGACUCCAUCGCAGCCGCUGCGAACGGUGAAGCAUCGACAAAGGACAACCGACCAGCCGCGAUCAAGGAGGAGGAGGCAUACGAGCGAACAAAAGUCAAGGGGGUCGCGUCAGGAGGAUACUUGAUAGGCCGGCACCCCGAGUGUGAUAUUGUUGUCAGCGAGGGCGUCGUGUCCAACCGGCAUUGUUUGGUUUUCACCGAGAACAAAGGCACAGACACUGUGGCGAUUGUUGAAGAUCUGUCCAGCAACGGCACAUAUGUCAACGAAGCAAUCGUCGGACGGAAUCAGCGUCGCGAGCUAGAGGAUCAAGAUGAAAUCGCGGUUCACGGCAAGGCCAGAUUCGUGUUCAGGUAUCCUCAAAGCCGACAGACUAGCGCUUUUCUGCAACAGUACACACUGCUGGAGAAGCUGGGCAAAGGCCAUUUCGCCGAAGUCUACCUCUGUGUGGAGAAAUCGAGCGGACAGAGAUACGCCGUCAAAAUCUUCACGAAGCAUCCCGGUAUGGAAGAUCGAUCGAAGACCGAGGGUUUACAGCAGGAGAUUGGAGUUUUGAUGGGCGUCAGCCACCCGAAUGUGCUUUGCCUCAAGGACACGUUCAAUGAGCGCGACCGAGUGUAUCUUGUGCUGGAGCUGGCACCGGAAGGCGAGCUAUUCAACUUCAUCGUCAUGAAGCAGAAGCUCAGCGAGGACGAGUCGCGCAAGCUCUUCAAGCAGCUCUUUCAAGGGAUCAAAUACCUGCAUGAGCGCAACAUUGUUCAUCGGGAUAUUAAGCCCGAGAAUAUUCUCAUGGUCGACAAGAACUUACACGUCAAGCUGGCCGACUUUGGCUUGGCUAAGAUCAUUGGUGAGGAAUCAUUUACGACGACCCUAUGCGGCACACCGAGCUACGUGGCACCCGAGAUCCUCGCCGACUCCAAACAACGGAAGUACACAAAGGCGGUCGACGUGUGGUCCUUGGGCGUUGUGCUCUACAUUUGUCUUUGUGGCUUCCCCCCAUUCUCAGACGAGCUCUAUUCGAGGGACUUUCCCUUUACGCUCUCCCAACAAAUAAAAAGCGGUCGCUUCGACUACCCGUCCCCAUACUGGGAUUCUGUUGGAGACCCAGCCCUUGAUCUCAUCGACUCAAUGCUGGUCGUUGAUCCCGAGAAGAGAUUCACUAUUGAUCAGUGUCUGGCACACCCAUGGCUUACCCAGAGCGCGCCUGGCGUUAAUGACAGCACCGGCGGACUUGUCGGUGGUAUUGCUGGACUUGAAGUCAACCGUCGGGCACCUGUGCGGGAGCGCACCCUGCUUGCGUCACUCAACUCCGUGCAGGUUACGGCUCAGGUUCCCGUCGGAGACGAUCGCUCGCCCGUGAAGGUGUUCUCAAAAAAUAAGCAUCGCAUCACCAACGCGGCCAAAGAGACGGCUCCUGAUAGUCAGAGAGCAGCUGGUGAGUUCAUGGAGAUGGGAGGGAAGGGCGAUCAACAACUCUAUCCGGACGAAAGCGCGAGCAUUUAUCCGGUUGGGGAUGCUGCCGCCCAAAAAAGCAAGAAGAAAGGCAAGAACGCCGGUCGAUAGGUGCUGUGCUGGCGGUGAAAUGUCGUGGGAGUGAGACUUCUCACUUGGUAUCGCUGUUCUUACGGCAUCCUUUGUGCGCUCUGCGCUAUGAUCAAUUCUCUGCUCUUCGGCGGUACAUUGAUAUUGGGGCAUCGAGGCAACGGUUUGGGCAUUCAAGACACGACUGUCUUACGCUCUGGGAUUCUUCGUUGCAUCGAUAAGACGGUGGUGUUUUUAGUUUUCGAAUGGCGUGGAGUUGCUGUUUACACAAAUCAGGGGGCAGAGGCAUGCACACAUUAGGGGCUAGCCUUCGUCUUGAGAAGGAACAUGGUUGGCAGCAUUGGCAGUAAUAUACAAAGGAUCAAGGUUGGAUGCAU
Molecule: messenger RNA, 3021 nt
Organism: Purpureocillium takamizusanense
Lineage: Eukaryota; Fungi; Ascomycota; Sordariomycetes; Hypocreales; Ophiocordycipitaceae
Gene: DUN1
Product: Non-specific serine/threonine protein kinase
Exons: 5
Coding region: 644-2665 (673 amino acids)
Biological process (GO): mitotic DNA damage checkpoint signaling; protein phosphorylation
Cellular component (GO): nucleus
Molecular function (GO): protein serine/threonine kinase activity; ATP binding; protein binding
Source: RefSeq, a predicted model, not a curated record